GAGCAGCACACCAGAUUGUUGCUCUAGUGCUGAUAUCUGCUCUUAUGCUGAUUCAUACUUGUAGAUUUAUUUAAAGAUUGUAGUUUGCAUUAAAGGAUGUUUUUUGCACUGGAUUUUCCAACAUUAAUGUGUUAAAUCGGUCUGAUUUAAGCUAUGUAAAGGCUUUAGUGAUGGCUUAAACAACCUUUUGAUACUUCAGACAUUUACAGCAAUUAUAUUUGCGAGGACACCAGGAGUGACCACCAAGCCUGUGUGAGAGGAGAAUGGAGUAUAAUGAGAUUGACAUACAGGCUAUCCGCUUCCUUACACCAGAUGGCGGGACCUUGGAGGCCACCCAGCACCCAGAGAUCAGAUGUGAGAUGCCUGUUGGAACAUUCGCAGUCGGCAGGAUGAACUUCUGCAGGGUUUCCAUACAGGUAUCGAACACAGACGAAUCAGUGGUCCACAGCCACAUGGGGAGUGACACAUAUGUGUCCCCAGUGAUUGUCCUUGAACCACUACGGCGUAAAUUUCACGCUUCACCAGUCAUUCGUCUUCCACUGCCAGGCUACCAUGUGAAGAAGAUUGAUCCACGAAGUGUCCAUGUGCUCAUCAGUGUCACAGGUUCCGGUGACUGUUCAGACUGGCAGGACAUAGCAUCUGUCAUUGGGGAGGAAAGAAUCAACUCCGCUGUUGAGACUGGGGUCAUCAACAUUGGCAAUGUGGUGGUCAGCGGGAGGUUUGUAGUGGUGUGUUGUGACAACAGCAUCAUGGAUGUUCCUGCGACAGUGUCGGAGAUGAUGAGGUCCUGUAUGAAUGGAGGCCUUGGGGCAGCGGUAUGUCGGCAGCAUGUCGGUCCUUGUAGCAAACAGUGUUCGGACCAGCCCCAUCUAGACCUGUUGCAUGCAGCCCGGAACGGAGACGUCUCUGCCCUCAAGGCCUGCCUCACCUCAGAGGGCAUGGACAUCAACUUCACUAACAAGGGUGGGCAGUCUGCCCUACAUCUGGCCUGUGCUGAGGGACACACCCAUAUUGUAAAAGAACUGCUCAAGCAUGACGCAGACAUGACUCUCCUCUCACAGAAAGGCAAUGCCCCGAUUCACUUGGCAUGUUUCAAUGGACACGGGGACGUUGUUGAGCUUCUUUUAAAGAAGGGUUGUGACAUCAACCUGCCCUCCAAGCACUCUUGUUUCCCUCCCAUCUAUGCUUCCAUCCUGGAGACCCAUUGUGAGGUGGUGAAACUGCUGUUGUCCAAGGGAGCAGACGUAACAUGGACCUCCCUGGAUGGCCUGUCGCUGGUACUGGUGGCGGUGUACACAACAUAUGACAAAGAGCGCACAAAGGCCCUGCUCCAGAUCCUCCUGGAUCAUGUCGACAUCUCUACACUUCACCUCAGCAAGCAACUUAAACACAGGGGUUUUAUAUGCCAUGGGGAGGCACUGCUACAGUGUGUAGCCACUCGCCAAGCUGCAAAAGACCUAAUUGGGCCAGUAAGGUUGAAACUGGCCAAUCAUAGCACAGACCUGAUCCAUAAAGACCUGGAGACAUGUCAGAAAGCUUUUGGGGAUUUAAGGAGCCUUAUGCUAGCGUGUAAAGAGGGAAAUCUGGACUCUGUCACACAAUUCAUUGAAGAAAGGGAUAAAUUGAUCACCAGAGUUACUGAAGCUGGUGUGAGCUGCCUGCACUGUGCCUGUCAUGGCGGCCAUGCAGACAUUGUGGAUAAAUUGAUCAAAGCAGGGGCAGAUGUCAAUGGUUUAACAGAGCAUGGGGUCUCUUGCCUGUACCUUGCUGCCAUGGGAGGCCACACAAACAUUGCUAAGAAACUUCUCAAGUCUGGUGCAAACACUGACACACUCAACCAGUAUGGCUUAUCAGCCAGUAACAUUGCCACAGAGAUGGGAUAUCUCAACAUUGUUUCCAUCAUUAAAGACUACUCUAUCAGAAAUGAAUUCCGUAAAGAAACUUCUCAAAAAACUGUCACAGCAAGCUCAGAAAAGGACAAAGAAAAAGACGAAAAAACAGUGAAGAAAUGCUGUAACAUUGUGUGAGCCUCAUUAUACAGCACAUCAAGCAAACAAGGUUGUGAUGGCAGAAUUGUCAUAAAAUUUAAAUGUGCUGCCUCUGUUGUUACAUUAUUUAAUCCUCUGGGAGUCCAACUUAAUCGAAAGUAAACAAAUGUUGGGAACUAAUGAUUUAAGUGGGUCAAUAUUAGCAAAGACCAGUGAAUGGUCUACACUUAGGUGUCAGUUAAGAAGCAGUUGUAUAGUGUUGACUGCUGCCUUUAACUUUUAUCAUCUUAACUGAAAAAACAUACAGAUACACAGAUUUGCACCAGUCUGUUACCAUUCCUUAAACAAUGAAACAAUUUCAUUAAACACCACCAGGGGAUUAAGUGGCACCUGCACCCCCCCCCCAACCCUCCCCCUUUUGAAUCUUUUUAAGUUCACUUUUUAUUUCAAUACAGGAGAACAAAAACAAAUGUGCGCCCAAAAUGCACCUGUUGUACUAGAGAUUGUUAAUUUUUUAAGGGAGAGAGCCCUUAAACCCCCUGCAAACACUUAAAUUUUGGUUCGGAGGGAGGACCGCAAGUCAAAAGGUUACGCCCUAACAUACACCCCUCUCAAAUCAAAUCAAAUCAAAUUUUAUUUUAUCUCUAUCGUCAAAUCCUGAAUCCGCCCUUACACACUGUCCGUGCACAUACAGGAUAUCAGUUGAACAGUAUUUGAAAAAUUGCAUAUCCAUAAAUAGCAAUCAGUGUAUGACAUGAGUGUGUUUCGUUCUGAACUAAAAACAAUCUAUACAUAAUUACACGAUUUCAUUUAUAAUACUGUCAAGGUAUUAUGUGGAUGGUUAUAAUAAGUGGCAUCAACAUAUACGUUUCUUCACUGUUACAUUCAGUACGGGAAUGUGUGCUAGUUUACGAUGUGCUUAUUUUUUAGUACUUUUAUACAUGUUUGUUUGUUCUCAAGUGUUUUGAUUGAAAGACCAGAUGCUUUACCAGAAGACGAUACCCAUUGUGUUGUUGCAUUUUCUUUGACUCAGUUUGUCAUUUUGUACCUGCUGUUCGUAUCAAAUUAUCCUGCAUUAAAGUGUUAAGAUUCA
Messenger RNA from Mya arenaria, 3081 nucleotides. RefSeq names its product ankyrin-1-like. The coding region runs from base 264 to 2027 and encodes 587 amino acids. Gene Ontology annotation, biological process: neuronal action potential; negative regulation of delayed rectifier potassium channel activity. The transcript is spliced from 15 exons. Gene Ontology annotation, cellular component: membrane; axon initial segment; synapse. The record is from RefSeq and is a predicted model, not a curated record. Gene Ontology annotation, molecular function: transmembrane transporter binding. NCBI's taxonomy places the organism in Eukaryota, Metazoa, Mollusca, Bivalvia, Myida, Myidae.